CGCAGGUCUCCUCGUGAUGACAGCAAAUGACAGCACUGUUCGCCCCUGCAGAAGCCAGUGAGAGACGGCUAAUCGCCAACAAACAAUCCCUCUGACUCGAGAAAUCUUAUGAUCAGCCGUGUUUAGAGACAUUGUGAACAACCGGUGCGCGCUAAUUACGUCCGUUAUUUACCCCUCUGCCUGUGAGAGCUGGUGAAGAUGGUGAAGCCAGACAUCCACACUCUGGCCCACCACCUGAAGCAGGAGCGGCUGUAUGUGGCGUCGGAGAAGCAGCUGAUCCAGAGGCUCAACAGUGAUGUGCUGAAGACAGCUGAGAGGCUCUACCGGGCCGCCUGGAUCGCCAAGCAGCAGAGGAUCAACCUAGAUCGUCUCAUUCUCACCAGUGCGGAGGCCUCUCCAGCUGAAUGCUGCCAACAUGCCAAAAUGCUGGAAGACACACAGUUUGUUGAUGGCUACAAGACUCUGGGCUUCCAGGAAACUAUAUAUGGCGAGUUCGUGGCCCGGUUGAGGGAGAACCCCAGACUGGUGGCGUCAUGCCUGGUGGCAGGAGAGAGGCUGAACCAGGAGCACACCCAGGGGGUCAUCCAUACAGUCUUCACCUCACUUUAUGGCAACUGCAUCAUGCAGGAGGAUGAGAGCUACCUGCUGCAGGUGUUGCGGUACCUGAUAGAGUUUGAGCUGAAGGAGAGCGACAACCCUCGCCGUCUGCUGCGAAGGGGAACCUGUGCCUUCAGCAUCCUUUUCAAGCUCUUCUCUGAAGGCCUGUAUUCAGCCAAACUCUUCCUCACUGCCACCCUCCAUGAACCCAUUAUGCAGCUGCUGGUAGAAGAUGAAGACCAUCUGGAGAUUGACCCAGCCAAGGUGACAGAACGCCUCACUCCGGCCCAGCAGGAGCGCUUUGGGGAGAAGGGCUCUGAGGGAUACAAACAAAGGGUGCAGGCAGCUGUGGAGGCCAAUGAAGCCAAGCUGGUAGCUCUGGUCAAUAAGUUUAUUGGUUACUUGAAGCAGAACACCUACUGCUUUCCCCAUAGCCUGCGCUGGAUUGUGUCCCAGAUGUACAAGACGUUGUCAUGUGUGGAGCGUCUUGAGGUGGGUGAAGUGCGCACCAUGUGCACAGACCUGCUGUUGACCUGCUUCAUCUGCCCAGCUAUAGUCAACCCGGAGCAGUAUGGUAUCAUCUCAGAUGCCCCCAUCAAUGAAGUGGCCCGCUUCAAUCUAAUGCAGGUGGGGCAGCUUUUGCAGCAGUUGGCCAUGGCUGACGAUGAUGCAGACCCAAGGCGGAAAAGCUGCUUGUCCAAAUUUGAUAAGAGUUGUGUAGCUGCCUUUCUGGAUGUGGUGAUUGGAGGACGAGCAGUCGAGACCCCACCUAUGUCCUCAAUGAACCUUCUGGAAGGCCUAAGCAGGACUGCAGUCUAUAUUACGCAUAAUCAGCUGCUGGCGCUGGUGGACUUUGUGCGGAGCGUGACGGCGGGAGACCACCUUCGGGAGGAGGACCACAUGGCUCUGGAGACCCUGUUGGCCAAUGUGCCCCAAUCUCGAACUGUGAAGAGCAACAGUCUGGAGCUCACCCCUUCCAACACCCCCCAGCUCUCCCCGGCCACCACUCCUGCCAACAAGAAGAACAGGCUCCCCAUAGGACAACACUUAGCCGCUAUAACAUCCUGGGACCCCACAACCACCACUCUGUCUGCUCACAUUCCAUUAGUAACCCCUUUUGCUGCUCGUAGCCGCAGCCGUACCAACAUAGCCCAGGAGGGGGAGGCAGAGGCCAGCUCCCAAGAGUCCCUGCAGGAGCUGAUGCCAGAGGAGGUGCUGGUGAUUUCACUAGGAUCUGGUCCUCAGAAUGUCCCUGGGAUGAUGUCAGAGAAUGAGGUUUUGAACCUGCAGAUGGCUGAUGGGGCCCAAGGUGACGGCCAUGCUGAUGACACUAAGCUGCAUGGUAAACCAGACAAAACCCUGCGCUUCUCCCUCUGCAGUGACAACCUGGAAGGCAUCUCAGAGGGUCCAUCUAAUCGUUCUAACUCUGUAUCAUCUCUGGACCUGGAGGGAGAGUCUGUUUCUGAGCUGGGAGCUGGACCAUCAGGGAGCAAUGGGGUGGAGGCUCUACAGCUUUUGGAGCAUGAACAGGCCACCACUCAGGACAACCUGGAUGACAAACUGCGCAAAUUUGAGAUCAGAGACAUGAUGGGCCUGACAGACGAUCGGGACAUCUCUGAGACAGUCAGUGAAACUUGGAGCACUGAUGUACUCGGCAGUGACUUUGAUCCCAACAUGGAUGAAGAUCGGCUGCAGGAAAUAGCAGGGGCAGCUGCGGAGAACAUGCUUGGCAGCCUGCUGUGUCUUCCUGGCUCGGGCUCAGUGCUGCUCGACCCCUAUGGCUCCACGAUCUCAGAGACCACAAGCGAGGCCUGGAGUGUGGAGGUCCUGCCUAGUGACUCAGAAGCCCCGGACCUGAAGCAGGAGGAGCGGCUGCAGGAGCUGGAGAGCUGCUCAGGUGUUGGCAGCACCUCAGAUGAUACAGAGGUCAGAGAGGUCAGCUCUAGACCCAGCACUCCAGGCCUCAGUGUUGUCUCAGGUAUCAGCGCAACCUCUGAAGACAUCCCCAACAAGAUCGAGGACCUGCGGUCAGAGUGCAGCUCAGACUUUGGAGGAAAGGACUCUGUGACCAGUCCAGAUGGGGAGGAGUCAGGCCACGGAUCACACCAUCUGACAUCUCCACCCUCACAAGCUGAUUCCUUAUUGGCCAUGUUUGAUCCCCUCUCCUCUGGUGAAGGUUCCUCCACCGGAACAAUAGUGAGGCCCAAAGUGCACUACGCCAGGCCCCCUCACCCUCCCCCCGACCCUCCCAUCCCUGAAGCCAGCGCCCUGGGGCCAGAGACGCGCCACUCUCUCUUCACGCCCCACUGCUUGGCCCAGGCUGAGCUGGAGCACACUAAGCAGCGCCACUCCUUCCCUGACAGGCUGGUCCGUAGCCGCAGCUCUGACAUCGUGUGCCCAGGCCGCCGGCCCACAAGUGACCCCGGCCUUAAUCGGCGGGUAGCAGUUGAAGAGCGUGACCCUGCCGGGGCCUUCGCGCUAGGACCGUCCUCGUCCCCCAGCAAGGACUCCCUGAAAGGAGAGACUGAGGACAGAAAAGACAGUGAUGAUGAGAAGUCUGAUCGCAACAGACCAUGGUGGAAGAAACGUUUUGUGUCAGCCAUUCCUAAAGCUCCAAUAGCAGCAUUUCGGAAAAGGGACAAGCAGGAGAAAGAUGAUAUUGCUCAGGAGCGAAUCCCACAAGAUGACCCUGUGCCCAGACAGAGCUCACAAGCCCAGGCAGCUGAAGACAUCCUGGACAAGUACAGGAACAUCAAGAGGACCAGCCCAAGUGACGGAGCCGCAACUGGAGCUUCUUACGAUGGGGCAGGAGAUCUUUGUGUUGAGGACAGCGUGCAUGACUCUCCAAGAGAAGACACUCUGCAGAACAUUUCCACAGAUGACCUCCCAGACUCAGCCAGCCAGACAGCACAGCAGCAUGACUCCAAGUUCUCUUUCAGUGAUGCAAAGAAGAAGUUGAGGUUGGCGUUGUGUUCUGCUGACUCAGUGGCUCUGCCCAUCAUGACUCCCGCAACCACUCGAAAUGGGCUGCCUGACCACAUGGACCCUGAAGACAAUGAGAUCGUCUGCUUCCUGAAGGUCCAGCUAGCAGAGGCCAUCAACCUUCAGGAUAAGAACCAGAUGGCCCAGAUCCAGGAGACCACGCGCUGUGUCAGCCGUUUCGACGCGCGUACCUGCCGGAAGCUGCUGGCUGCUAUUGCGGAGGAUUACAGAAAGCGGGCACCAUACAUAGCCUAUCUAACCAGGUGUCGUCAGGGCCUGCAGACCUCACAGGCCCAUCUGGAGAGGCUCCUCCAGAGGGUGCUGAGAGAUAAGGAAGUGGCUAACCGCUACUUCACCACUGUCUGUGUUCGGCUCCUUCUCGAACACAUGGAGUCCAAGAUGCUUGACUUCAUUAAGGCGUUCCAGGGGUGCACAGCAGCUGAUGACAAGACUGCAGCAGUGGAGGAUUUUCUGCGCUACUUGUACGGCGCCAUGGCCCGUGAUGCCAUUUGGCAGUAUGCUAGCGAGGACCAGCUGCAGGAUGCCCAGAUGGCUAUCGAGCGCAGCGUUAUGAACCGCAUCUUCAAACUGGCCUUCUACCCAAACCAAGAUGGAGAUAUUCUCAGAGACCAGCUUUUCCAUGAACACAUCCAGCGGCUCUCAAAAGUUGUGACGGCCAAUCAUAAAGCUCUUCAAAUCCCAGAGGUUUACCUGAAGGAGGCUCCUUGGCCCUCUGCGCAGUCUGAGAUCAGGACCAUCAAUGCCUACAAGACACCAAGAGACAAAGUCCAGUGUAUACUGCGCAUGUGUUCCACCAUUAUGAACCUCCUCAGUCUGGCAAAUGAAGACUCUGUCCCUGGAGCUGAUGACUUUGUGCCUGUGCUCGUCUUUGUCCUCAUAAGGGCAAACCCGCCCUGCCUGCUGUCCACCGUUCAGUACAUCAAUAAUUUCUACGCCAGCCGGCUGAGUGGGGAGGAGUGCUAUUGGUGGAUGCAGUUCACCGCGGCGGUGGAAUUCAUUAAGACCAUCGACGAUCGCAAGUGAAGCAGAACAGCCACCUGUAUGGGCAGACUGCGGGGGAAGGAGCCGGGAGACUGGGAGACUUCCCAACCAACUGCUCCCUCUGCACAGCUUCUAAAACCUGGCCCUCAGCCUGCUCUUUAUUUGUAUAGCUUGUACAUAGCCAGAGACGUUGAAAGAUUACAAAAUAUAUAUUACUGUACGUAUGAGGAUAAAUCCAGGUUUUAGCCGUGGUGGGAUAACGGCCUUGGGGAAAAAUUUGGCAAGAUGUUAUCUUUGAACCUAAUUUGGAUUUUUCCUUUUUAUGUUUUUGUCUCUUCCGUCAUGUUUCACUUUUGGGGUCUGUAUUAGGAAUUUAUAUAUAUAUAUAUAUAUAAAUAUAUAUAUAUAUACAUACACAAUUACCAAUAUGACAUUAAAUCAGCCUAAAAGAUAAUCCUAUUUAAAGGGACCAGACUUCCUUGGUGUGAUCACUGAUCUUUUUUUUUUCUUUUCCUCAGAGUGAGAAGGAUGGGCUUCCAAUUAAAUUACAAUAUAAUGUUCAUCAAAUGCAUUGUAACAUGGUGAUUUACAGUGCGUGAGAGUUAAUGAUGGGAUUUAGUGACUCAAACACAGAGAUCAAUUCAUAAUAACCAUCACUACUCAAAAGGUUAGUGUAUCAAACAGUAGGGCAGCUUAUUUCAUGAAUUGUUUACUUCAACCUAUUCCCAAAACACGUGUCAGUGACAAUUUGGACAGAAGGGCCCACAUAUUUAUAUGAAAUAAAAUGUAUUUAUUUCUGUAAUUCUAUUUAAUGCUUUGUUUAUCUAGUUUUUUUUUUUUUUUUUUUUUUUUAAAUGAAUGCAUAUCAUGCCCAUUCUAGAUGUCUGAGGCAAGUGCUGAUAUUGUAUUAAACUUGCUAGAAAAGCUUGAGUUAGGAAGGCACCUUAGCAAUGAGUAGCCCUUUAGGUGGGGGGAUGCUGGGCGAUUAAGACAUACAGGGUCAACUCAUGCACAGAGGAGUGGUGGCAUUUGAGGAAAUAUUGAAAAUAGUGCCUUUGAUGUGGGGCGCUCUGUACAGGUAGUUAAUUUUCUUUCUUUCUUUUUUUUUUUUUUUUUUUAUUAACCCAGAAUAGGCAUUAACGCCCCCUCUCUUACACACACACACACACAAACACACCCCAAUGGGCCAACCACAUCUCACUGAGGAACCUUUGUCCAGCCCUCACUUGCAGGAACAUAGGCAUCGCUACAUUACUGAUUGUCACGGCUGAGUCCCUUUAAUGCACUUGAGUUUGAACAAAUAUCCCCUUUUGGUAUUCUAGCUAGAUCCUACCUCAGAGUUGAAACCAAUCAGCCUGAUAUCAGUCUGCAUACAGAAACUGUCUUGCAUUGGUUGACAACAGAGUACUGGAUCACUUUUUGCACUGGUUAAAGGUUUGCUGUAGAUUCGUACAUUCAGCACCUUUUCAUAGUAAUACAUUAAGGGGAAGGGAGGAGCUGCUGUGAUGCUUGUUGUGGUCACAUUGCCCUUAAAUAACACAAACCUUUGUUAGCGAACAAAGACGUUUUACUUUCUGAUACUAUACCUGAGAUGCCACAUGUGUCCGCAUGGGCAGACUAGUGAACUAUUGGAUAUUAGCUCUCUACCUCCUCGUAAGUUCAAGAAAGGGACUCGUGUUUAUGUGCACUUAUAUUACUUUUGUUCCCCUUUUUUGGCGUGCUGUGAUAUCCCAUUGUCAUUGUAUCUUUCCAAUUAUAGAACAAGCAUGUCUUUAAUUAUCCAGAAAUGACUAAAACUCCUUUUCUCUUGAACUCCUCUGCUUCAUUUUUGUGCACAAACGUGCCACGUGUAUUAUAGUUUGGAUAAUCCAUUACAUUUUAUGGUAAAUGACCUGACAGCACAAUACACAGUAGGAUAGAAGAGCAAAUAAUCAACACUAUUGACUUGUUACUGACUUGCAGUUUAUGCUAAAGUGGUGGUGGUGUAGUACAUGAGUGUGUUUUUUUUUUUUUUCUUUUUUUUUUUUUUUGUCUAGUGGGUGUGUGAGACGAUUGUGUGAUUGGUUGACCCUCUGCCUCCUCUUGCAUGAAGUCAUUGAAUGGUCUGUACAUUCUCAAUCAUGAUAAAACAGUAGAAUAGGAUUAGUAUCUGCCACAGGCCAGUAAUUGAACCUGCAAGAGGACGCAAAGCUUUUCUUUGUGUCCGUGAUACUUGCAUAUCAGAACUCGAUGAUUUAUUUUGCACAAAAUAUGUCUUUUCCUAAAAAAGAAAAAAAAAAAACAUUUGACAGGGAGCAGUGCAUUUUGAAAUGUUAUUACUUCUGGCCUUUACAGCCGCAGUCAUUUAACAUAAACGUUGUUUGAGUAGCAAACUUAAGGACCUGACUGUUACUCUUUCAAGCUAAUGAGCAUCCGUGUUUAUGGGAGACAUCACAAGUACAUUUUAUAUCCGUCUACAGUAGCACAUGCACCAGAUUCGCAUGUGUGCUGUACACUUCCUUGCAGGGUCUGUGUAAUCAAUUUGAUGAGAAAACCAUGCACUGGAAAAUCAAGUUGCAGGUUGCAUCUAUACUAAUUAGGUUUAUGUGAUGUCACUUUAAUUGGAAAUACAUACUGCACAAAUCUGAUGAAAUUAUUUGGACCUGGCUUAUGUUUCAGGGUUUCCUCAGAUAGCUGGUCACAGCUACCAAUGACCCUGGUGAAGCACUGAUCAAAACAUCACAUUAUUCAUACAAAACCAAUACAUAUGACUGUGAUAUUGACUAUAAUUUUAGUUCUGAUUGUAUGCAAACCACUGAGCAGUGGUAUCAAGUAAACAGACCAAUGAGGUCUGUUCUUCAAAGCUUUACUGCUCUGCUCCCUGUACAAUUGAGUUGAAAAGGAUGAGCAGAGAAAAAAGAAAAAAAAAAAAGUUUUACAUAUUACAUCUAAUUUUACAUUUAAUUGUAAGCUUGCACAAUUAUGACAUGCGGGGAAAGCCGGUUUGUCUUUACUGUGAUUAAUGCAUUAUGUAAUUCUUUAAAAACAAUAAAAGAAGCAGAAGUUUUUCCUUUU
Thunnus maccoyii (southern bluefin tuna) is the source of this 7635-nucleotide messenger RNA. It is a transcript of the gene gapvd1, whose product is annotated as GTPase activating protein and VPS9 domains 1. Gene Ontology annotation, biological process: regulation of GTPase activity; vesicle-mediated transport. The coding region runs from base 199 to 4623 and encodes 1474 amino acids. Gene Ontology annotation, molecular function: guanyl-nucleotide exchange factor activity; small GTPase binding. NCBI's taxonomy places the organism in Eukaryota, Metazoa, Chordata, Actinopteri, Scombriformes, Scombridae. The record is from RefSeq and is a predicted model, not a curated record. The transcript has 28 exons. Gene Ontology annotation, cellular component: endocytic vesicle; cytosol.